Kluyveromyces lactis is the source of this 1113-nucleotide messenger RNA. RefSeq names its product DNA-binding protein SRL3 (gene SRL3). The coding region runs from base 1 to 1113 and encodes 370 amino acids. Gene Ontology annotation, cellular component: SBF transcription complex; cytoplasm. The record is from RefSeq and is a predicted model, not a curated record. The transcript has a single exon. Gene Ontology annotation, molecular function: transcription coregulator activity. Lineage: Eukaryota; Fungi; Ascomycota; Saccharomycetes; Saccharomycetales; Saccharomycetaceae.
AUGGAAGGGACUCCGAAGAGACAAAGAGCCGGCUCACUGCUGGGUGAAGAGUCUCCAGAGACUCCUUCACCGUUGAGUGACAGUAAUAAAAAUGAUUCCGGGUCCAGGCCUAGUUUUUUGCCCUCGCCGAGACAAUCUUCGGCAACUGUGGGAAAUCUCGAGGGGGCGCCCUCUCUGGCAAGUCCAAAAAGAUUCACUCACUCAUCACACUCUGGAGAGAUCGCCAUACCGCAAUCACCGGUAGGUUUACAACAUUCAAAGUUUACCAAUCUGAUACCACCUGAAACUCCCAAGUCAAAAAACCAGGAGCUGUUUCUUUCGCCAUCGCUAGAGUUGCAAAGUCCUGUUCAUAAACCUGUUGUUGCGACUCAGAAACCGAUACGUGAAAUUUCGAAUAACCUUAAAUCAAGGUUAAAUUAUGCAUACGUCAAGAUGCAACAGAAUAUGCUUCAGCAUUCGAAACGCGGGUUAGAUGAAUCGAUUGACGAUGCUGCUCAAGUGACAAACGAGGUGAAACCUAGUUCUUAUAGCAACGUUUUCGCUCAGGAUUCAGAUACGGAACUGGAAACACUUCCUUCUGCCAUUAAGGAAACGAGAAAUGCAUCAAAGUCCGUAUUGGCACACGAUACGAUGGGGUUGAAACUAAAGGAUGAUUUAGAAGAUUUAGCCGGUGAGAAUUCUGCGCAGGUAGCGUUCUUGAAAGCGUUACAAAGUCCCAAGAAAAAACAAAGGUCGUUAUCCUCAACCCAUCCAAAGAUUACUAGAACAUCAUCGUCGUCAAAUUCGCAACCAUCAGAGGUGGAAGCGAUAGAGACGCUUAUGUCCCUUUCAUCACCACACAAGAGAAGACCUUCGGGAAGCUUUGACCUGGCGUUGCCCCCACCAACACCCCCUCCCGUUAACAAUAAUUCUACGUCUGCUGCUACGAUAAGUGCUUCUGAUAUUACUACUACUGAUUCAGAUAGAACUAGUAAUCCAAGCGAUGAUAGUGACUCUAAACAGGGUCCUCGCCCUUCCCUGGGCUCGCCAAAACUGACGAAACCCGUCAAACUGAGUUUGCAUUCGGAGGUGCAAACUGACGUGGAGACUGACGUAGAGUCUCAAAGCGAGUAA